AUGGCGUCUAGCGCUUUCGAAACGUACUGGAAGGUUCUGACCGACAACUUCACAGACUUCCAGCUGGCGACCAUCGGAAGCUUCCUGAUCCACGAGUGCGUCUUUUUCAUGUCCGGACUUCCUUAUCUCAUCCUCGAGAAUUUAAAUGUUCGAAAAUACAAACUCCAGAAAAAGUCGAAUCCGGCAUCAUCACAGAUCAAAUGCGUGUUGAAGCUUCUGAUGUACCACUGCCUGGUCAACCUACCGCUGAUCAUGGCGUCCUACCCAGUCUUUAAGUACAUGGGCUUCAGAAGCACGCUUCCUCUCCCGCACUGGAGUACCAUUGUUACCCAGAUCGUUAGCUAUUUCUUUAUCGAGGAUUUCGUGUUUUACUGGGGUCACCGUGCGCUGCACUCGAAAUGGCUGUACCAGAACGUCCAUUGCGUCCACCAUGAAUACGCGACGCCGUUCGGGUUGACAUCGGAGUACGCGCAUCCCGCGGAAAUCCUCUUCCUAGGGUUCGCCACCAUUCUCGGCCCCGCCCUCACGGGCCCACAUCUGCUCACCCUUUGGCUCUGGAUGAGCCUUCGAGUCCUCGAAACCGUUGAAGCACACAGCGGGUUCGAGUUUCCCUGGAGUCCGUCCCGCUUCAUUCCCCUCUACGGCGGGGCGGAGUACCACGAUUAUCAUCACCGCUGCGUGUACACAGACUCGGGCAACUAUUCGUCCACGUUCAUCUACAUGGACUGGAUCUUUGGGACUGACAAGAACUACAGGAGAAUGAAGGCUUUGAAGGCAGGCACUGCCAAGGACGAGGCUCCUACUACCAAUGCUGGCGGCUCGCCGGCUGAUGCGGCGAUGACUGGGCCGCUGCCGUCGCCAGCCAAUCGCACGCGGUUCAAGACGCCGGAAGGGCGAUACUUGCUGUCGCACGAGAAGGUUCAUCCUGCCGGCCUUAUCCAAUACACCCAUCAGCGCAAUCCCACCAAGAUCACGUUAGCGCAUCUCGAGGACCGCCCUCCGCCCCUCCCCCCUCCGUCGCCGUCACCCGUUGCCACGUCAGCAGGUUCCAGAUUCGCCAAGAACUUCUUAGGGGCGGGGAGCGGCACGCGAGGACUGCCCUUCGGCGGCGGAAAUGGCCGUCAAUCAGACUUCCUCGUUAACAGCAUCUCCUGCACGCCCUCCCCUUCCCCCUCGUACUCCCCCUGCCUCCGCUCCUCCCGCACCCCCCUCCUUUCCCCCUUCCACCUUCCCCCCCAAACCCCCCAUUCCCCGCCCCACACUUCCCUGUAUCUCCGCCUACUCCGCCUUCCCACCAUUCUCCCCCCGAUUGCAGCAACGGCGCCAGCAGCCAGUGGCUCAUCGGCGGGCGCGGGGACUGCAGGGGGGAGCAACGGGGCGGUGGGGGGAGCAGGCGGAGGGGGAGGGGCGGGGGAGAAGGAGAAGGCGGGGGGCGAGGGCGAGGGGUCGUACGUGAUCUUUAACGUUGGCGAGUCACUCUUUGUUGCGGACGCCAACAGCACAGACAAGGAGCCCUUAAAAGCGCUGCAGUUCAUGGGGGCGAGCGGGCUGUGCCACGCGUUUGACGGAGCAGUGGCGAGCAGGGACGCUCAGGGCACGGCGGGCAGAGACGCACACGACCUGCUCAUCGCCACCACUGCUGGCGACAUCUACACGGCGUCCCCAAGGGCGCAGCUAGCAGACGGCAGCAAGAAGCUGAUGGGAGCGACACGCGGCGGCAGCAGCAGCCGAUGCACGGCGGUGGCGUGGGUGCCGGGGGGCCAUGGGCUGUUUGUGACGGCGCAUGCGGAUGGGAACGUUUAUGUCUUUGACAAGCACCGGGACGGCACCACGGAGCCGGGCUUUCCCCCCAUCAAGGACGUGCAUGCCUUCUCCACCGCUCAUGCUCGCUCCAACAAGGCAUCCCACCGUUCAUGCGCGCUCCAACAAGGUGCGGCACCCGAUGCCCAGUGGCACCUGCUUGCACUGGUGGCAAACACAUCAGCAUCAGCAUCAGCAACAGCAUCAGCAUCAGCAACAGCAUCAGCAUCAGCAUCAGCAUCAGCAACAGCAUCAGCAACAGCAUCAGCAUCAGCAUCAGCAUCAGCAUCAGCAUCAGCAUCAGCAUCAGCAUCAGCAUCAGCAUCAGCAUCAGCAACAGCAUCAGCAUCAGCAACAGCAACAGCAUCAGCAUCAGCAACAGCAACAGCAUCAGCAUCAGCAUCAGCAUCAGCAUCAGCAUCAGCAUCAGCAUCAGCAACAGCAUCAGCAACAGCAUCAGCAUCAGCAUCAGCAACAGCAUCAGCAUCAGCAUCAGCAUCAGCAACAGCAUCAGCAACAGCAUCAGCAUCAGCAUCAGCAUCAGCAUCAGCAUCAGCAUCAGCAACAGCAUCAGCAUCAGCAACAGCAACAGCAUCAGCAUCAGCAACAGCAACAGCAUCAGCAUCAGCAUCAGCAUCAGCAUCAGCAUCAGCAUCAGCAUCAGCAUCAGCAACAGCAUCAGCAACAGCAUCAGCAUCAGCAUCAGCAUCAGCAUCAGCAUCAGCAUCAGCAUCAGCAACAGCAACAGCAUCAGCAUCAGCAUCAGCAUCAGCAUCAGCAACAGCAUCAGCAUCAGCAUCAGCAUCAGCAUCAGCAUCAGCAUCAGCAUCAGCAACAGCAUCAGCAUCAGCAUCAGCAUCAGCAUCAGCAACAGCAACAGCAUCAGCAUCAGCAUCAGCAUCAGCAUCAGCAACAGCAACAGCAUCAGCAUCAGCAUCAGCAUCAGCAUCAGCAACAGCAUCAGCAUCAGCAUCAGCAUCAGCAUCAGCAUCAGCAUCAGCAUCAGCAACAGCAUCAGCAUCAGCAUCAGCAUCAGCAUCAGCAUCAGCAUCAGCAUCAGCAUCAGCAUCAGCAACAGCAUCAGCAUCAGCAUCAGCAUCAGCAUCAGCAACAGCAACAGCAUCAGCAUCAGCAUCAGCAUCAGCAUCAGCAUCAGCAACAGCAUCAGCAUCAGCAUCUGCAUCAGCAUCAGCAUCAGCAUCAGUAUCAGCAUCAGCAACAGCAUCAGCAACAGCAUCAGCAUCAGCAUCAGCAUCAGCAUCAGCAACAGCAUCAGCAACAGCAUCAGCAUCAGCAUCAGCAUCAGCAUCAACAUCAGCAUCAGCAUCAGCAUCAGCCACAGCAUCAGCAUCCGCAUCAGCAUCAGCAUCAGCAUCAGCAUCAGCAUCAGCAACAGCAUCAGCAACAGCAUCAGCAUCAGCAUCAGCAUCAGCAACAGCAUCAGCAACAGCAUCAGCAUCAGCAUCAGCAUCAGCAUCAGCAUCAACAUCAGCAUCAGCAUCAGCAUCAGCAUCAGCAACAGCAUCAGCAUCAGCAUCAGCAUCAGCAUCAGCAACAGCAACAGCAACAGCAUCAGCAUCAGCAUCAGCAUCAGCAACAGCAACAGCAUCAGCAUCAGCAUCAGCAUCAGCAACAGCAUCAGCAACAGCAUCAGCAUCAGCAUCAGCAUCAGCAUCAGCAUCAGCAUAA
Closterium sp. Yama58-4 is the source of this 3489-nucleotide messenger RNA. The record is from the annotation of a GenBank genome assembly. Lineage: Eukaryota; Viridiplantae; Streptophyta; Zygnematophyceae; Desmidiales; Closteriaceae.